AUGCCUGACCCUCAGGCGAAUCAGCUUCAACAACCUCAGCUUCAACAACCUCAGCAACCUGUUCCUGUUGCUCAACAAGCCGUUCCUGGUACACCCCCAGCAUUACAACCUGUUCAGCAAACUGUUCCUGCAGCACAAGUGGACAGAGUGUCAGUCAAACUACCUCCUUUUUGGAAGAACGAUCCGAAAUUAUCGUUCAUACAAUUAGAGGCUCAGUUCCAAUUGUCUGGGAUUAACCGAGACAUUACAAAGUAUAAUCAUGUAGUGAGUGCAAUUGAUACUGAAAUUUUACAACAAGUAGCUGACUUUGUCACAAACCCACCUAUUACUCAUAAGUAUGAAGGUAUCAAAGAUCGGCUGAUUAACACCUUCUCAGAUUCCAAUGAAAGAAAACUUCGCAAGCUUCUAUCUGAGAUAGAAUUGGGUGACAAGAAACCAUCUCAAUUACUCAAUGAGAUGAUCAGGUUAGGUAGUAACUCAAUACCUGCUGACCUUACAAAAACAUUAUGGAUGCAGAGACUACCAACUCACAUCCAAUCUGUUUUGACUACAAGUUCUGAUUCUAUUGAAAAUCUGGCAAAAAUGGCUGACAAGAUAGCAGAAAUUGAACAACCUAGAACAUUCGCAGUGGAACAAAAUCAAAAUAACCUAACAGGUGUCAUACAACAGUUAGUACAGGAAAUUGCAGAGCUUAAAGCAAACUACAAUAAUCUUGACAAUAGUGGUGGUAGUAGAACAAGGAGCCGUAGUCUAUCACGCCCACCUCGCAAAAGAAGUGUUUCUGGUGAUGCAGAUAAUGUGUGUUGGUACCAUUUCAACUAUAAGCACAAGGCACGAAAAUGCAUUGCCCCCUGCAAAUUUCAAGACCAGCAGGAAAACAGUCCACCGCGUCAGUGA
Phaedon cochleariae (mustard beetle) is the source of this 897-nucleotide messenger RNA. The record is from the annotation of a GenBank genome assembly. Lineage: Eukaryota; Metazoa; Arthropoda; Insecta; Coleoptera; Chrysomelidae.